Messenger RNA from Raphanus sativus (radish), 1466 nucleotides. RefSeq names its product probable F-box protein At4g22165. The record is from RefSeq and is a predicted model, not a curated record. The transcript is spliced from 3 exons. NCBI's taxonomy places the organism in Eukaryota, Viridiplantae, Streptophyta, Magnoliopsida, Brassicales, Brassicaceae. Gene Ontology annotation, molecular function: protein binding. Bases 197 to 1354 code for a protein of 385 amino acids.
GUUGGGAUAAGUUUAGGAUAUAGAUCAGGUAGUAUUGGUGGUGGAGUUAUCAUUGGCGGUGGUGGUGGGUGUGGUGGUUCAUGUGCCAGCGGUGGAUCUAAUGUAAAAUCGGAUGUAGAAAAAUCCACGGUGAACUGCUACUUCUGCCGCGACGAGUCGGGGAUUUUUCAGGGUAUCGCUCGCAAUCUCAUUCUCGAUGAAGAAGCUGCAUAAACCUAAUUCUCACAAGUUACAGAGACGAGGAGGAGAUAAAUCCAAAUCAUCCUGGUCCGAGCUUCCUGAAGAUCUCAUAAAUUCAGUGUUGGAACGCCUUGACUUUGCUGAUUCCCGACGAGCUGAAUCCGUAUGUUCGUCUUGGUACUCUGCUGGGAAACGAUGUGUGGCGAAAAAGCAGAUCCCUUGGCUGAUUCUCUUGCCCGACGAAGACGACAAGAUCAACAACCAUUGGUGCAAGCUGUUCAAUCCCGGGGAAAAGGACAAGCUUUACAAAAUCCGAGAUGAGGAUGUUGAAUUCGCAAACAGUUGUUGCUUAGCAACAUAUGGUCAUUGGCUCUUUAUGGUCGAUUAUUGGUACAAUCUCUACCUUUUGAAUAUAUUUACCCAUGAGAGGAUUGAUUUACCUCCGGUGGAGUCGCAACUUGGAACGACAAAGCUGGAGCGAACCACCUUAAAAGGAAAAGGUUUGUUUUGUAUUUCGAAUGGUCAUCGCAAAAGGAAUUGCAAAGAUAUUAAUAUAGAAUCACCUGUGUUUUGGAUUGACCAACACACCAAAGAAUACCUAGUUUUGUGGGGAUUUGGCCAAUGGUGUGUAGCUUAUUCCAAGAAAGGAGAUACGUUCUGGAAUCAGAUUCAAAUUCCCGUAAUCUAUGCUUGUUCUCACAUGGUUUACAAAUAUCAAAAGCUUUACUACCUCCUAAACGACCACCACGGGAUAUUCCUCAUCAAAAUAUUCGACUUCUCCGGUGAGAUUCCGCGAGAGACCUUUCAGUGUGGUGGUGCUCCAGGCAACAUCUCUUCGCUUGAUCCAACAGGAAAUUCAUGGAGGAUUACCAGUGCAAAACUCGUAGUCACAGUAACAGGAGAUGUCCUCUAUGUUGAAAAAUGGGCAACACUUUUCACUUCUCUCUGGUCCUUCCGCGUCUUCAAGGUUUAUUCAUCAGAUGACAUUGUGGGUGGUGGUUUUAAGAGAAAUUCCAUCUACUACAAGACUACUUGUCAUGAAAAGAACACUACUCAAAUUUGUCUCUUCAAUUUCGAGACAAAGGAGAUGGAGCCGCUGCACAAGUUUGAUUGUUCCUCCUACCGACAACUCGCAAGAUCUCUAUGGUUCCUACCAAGUUUCAACCAGACAUAAAGUUCAUCUCAACUACUGUAUCUUGUUUUAUUUUUCUUUGGUUUCUUAAAAUCCUCUGCUAUAACAUCACAACUGCUAUGGUGUCAUCUGGUUUGGUUAAUGACUUCCCUAA